CCCUGGCCGCCCGGCCCCGGUCCCGGACCGCCGCCCUCUUCCACCCACAGCCGGGAGGGCGGUGGUUUCACCAGGAAGCGCCUGAGCUGCUGCCGCUUCCUCCACUCGCCGUCGCACCGAGGCUCCGCGGCAGCCGCUGAGGGUUGAGACCGGAGUUCCAUUCUUGUAGACAGAUCUAAGAAGGGAAUCCAGACAAAAGCUGUUCCUUCUCAGAGUGAAAGUAUCCCAAAAUCAACAUGUCUAGCAAAAAAGCAAAGACGAAGACCACCAAGAAGCGCCCUCAGCGCGCCACGUCCAAUGUCUUUGCCAUGUUUGAUCAGUCCCAGAUUCAGGAAUUCAAGGAAGCCUUCAACAUGAUUGAUCAGAACAGGGAUGGCUUCAUUGACAAGGAGGACCUGCACGACAUGCUUGCCUCCCUCGGAAAGAACCCAACGGAUGAAUACCUGGAUGCCAUGAUGAACGAGGCUCCAGGCCCCAUCAACUUCACAAUGUUCCUCACAAUGUUUGGUGAGAAGCUCAACGGCACUGAUCCAGAAGAUGUCAUCAGGAAUGCUUUUGCUUGCUUUGAUGAAGAAGCAACAGGGUUCAUUCAAGAAGACUACCUGCGGGAGCUGCUGACCACAAUGGGAGACAGGUUCACAGAUGAAGAGGUAGAUGAGCUCUACAGAGAGGCACCAAUUGACAAAAAGGGCAAUUUCAACUACAUUGAAUUUACACGCAUCCUUAAACAUGGAGCAAAAGACAAGGAUGACUGAGCAAAUCCCUGAACACCUGUAGCUUUUAUUUUCCCCCCCUUUUUUUUUUCCUUUCUUUCCCUUCAGAUUCUUUCUUUUUUCUUGUUGGGACCCUUUGCAUACAUUUUUGGCAUUUCUGCUUUUGCCUCUGAAGACUCUGGGGCUGCUCAGGCACGCCUGCGCUUUUGCAUUAAGACUGAAAAUGUGUAGGGAGAGAGGAUGGCUUAGAGUGACAGAGGUUUAGGAACAAAGAUUUGGGGUGGGGAGGCACUUAAAAGUGUCAGUGUUACUCAUUCUAACUAGAUUUUUGCAACUUACGGUAACUUUUUCAAUAAAACACCGCUUUAUUAAAUGCGUCAUUAAACAGUUUCAUACUAGAGGUGGGCUGCUUAUCUAAUCAUUUCUGUAAAUACUUUUGCAGCUGUAUGCAGUCAUGGUAUUAUCUAUUUUUGCCUUAAUGAAGCAUAAGUCACUUAUGCAUACUGAAUUUGUACGUCAGUGACUGAGCGCUUCCCAGUGACUGAGUACUUCAUUUCCUACUGUGAGCAUAUACAAUGAAGAAAUUCACAUCCUUCACAUGUUAGCACAUUAGAAAUUAAUGAGUUUUGUCCUACACUUGCACGCUAAGAUUUUAAAAUCCUAUGGGUGUAAUGGAGGUGGUAUUUCACUCUCAUCGUAACUGCUUUAUUUCUGGAUGCUGAGUACAACAUUAAUACUGCUUUUUUAAACUUACAUGGUAAAUCCUAGUGCUUUCUGUAAAAUAAAAAAGGCUGUGUAUGA
Messenger RNA from Lagopus muta (rock ptarmigan), 1514 nucleotides. Its product is annotated as myosin regulatory light chain 2, smooth muscle minor isoform-like. The coding region runs from base 237 to 755 and encodes 172 amino acids. The record is from RefSeq and is a predicted model, not a curated record. Gene Ontology annotation, cellular component: cytoplasm. NCBI's taxonomy places the organism in Eukaryota, Metazoa, Chordata, Aves, Galliformes, Phasianidae. Gene Ontology annotation, molecular function: calcium ion binding. The transcript has 5 exons.